This is a messenger RNA of Stegastes partitus (bicolor damselfish), 2413 nucleotides long. RefSeq names its product low density lipoprotein receptor adaptor protein 1b (gene ldlrap1b). Lineage: Eukaryota; Metazoa; Chordata; Actinopteri; Pomacentridae. The transcript has 9 exons. The record is from RefSeq and is a predicted model, not a curated record. Gene Ontology annotation, cellular component: early endosome. The coding region runs from base 226 to 1164 and encodes 312 amino acids.
CAAACGGGCGUCACGCACAUUAUCCGGUUAAUUUACAUACAUAACACCGCCCAGGGGGACGAACAUGAUAAGCUGCCGUCGCUUGAAAGCCAGUCGUGCGGAGGAGAGAAAAAAACAGCCGAAAAAAAGUUUGGACAGGAGAGGGCUGUUUUAAACCGAGCCAAGUGUUUCGACAGUGACGAACGGCGGCUCGUCGGGCUCUUUGCCCCACUUUUGGAUUACGAUAUGGACGCUUUGAUAUCCGCUGGAAGGGCAAUUAUACGGAGCCCCAGCAUCGCCAAACAGUCCUGGGGUUCGGGCAAACAUAAAAAGCUUCCAGAGAACUGGACAGACACGAGAGAGACCCUACUGGAAGGCAUGGUGUUCCACCUCAAGUACCUGGGGGUGACGAUGGUAGAGCAGCCCAAAGGAGAGGAGCUGUCUGCAGCAGCUGUCAAGAGGAUAGUGGCUACGGCCAAAGCCAGUGGAAAAAAACUCCAGAAAGUCACAUUAACGGUCUCCCCUCGUGGAAUCAUCCUUUAUGACAGUGCCUCAAACCAGCUGAUAGAAAAUAUCUCCAUAUACAGAAUAUCAUAUUGCACUGCGGACAAGAUGCAUGACAAAGUGUUUGCCUACAUUGUCCAGAGCCAGCACAAUGAGACUCUGGAGUGUCAUGCCUUCCUCUGCUCUAAGAGAAAAAUGGCUCAGGCGGUAACCCUAACGGUGGCUCAGGCGUUCAGAGUGGCGUUUGAAUUCUGGCAGGCUGCCAAGGAAGAGAAAGAGAAGCGAGUAAAGUCAGGUUCAGAUGGGGAAGGAGCCAGCAACCCCCCGUCGGACAGCUCGGCCAGCCUGGGCAGCCUGAAGGGAGGAGAGGUAGCAACCGGGAGACUUCUGGACUUGGCCGAGGGAGCCAACGCGGCGCUGGUCCACUCAGGAACAAAGCAGUCUGAAUCGGAUCCCUUUAUGGUGCAUAAUCACGCAACAGAGAACAACAAUACUGUAUGGGAAUUGGAGGACGGUCUGGACGAGGCUUUCUCAAGACUCGCUGAGUCUCGCACUAACCCCCAGGUCCUGGACAUUGGGGUAAACCCUCAGGACUUCAACACUGAAGAGUGCCUGUCCCCAGGCAAAUGGGACCAAGAGGAGACAGACUUCACUGCACAAAAAGACACUUUUGGGUUCUAAUGCGAAGCCUCUGCCAAGAAGGGAAAACCAGGGAAAGAUGAGGAGAAAUGGUGGUAAAACAUGGUUGGAAACUGAAGUGACACGACAGACACUGGUGACAUCAGUAAGGUUUCCCACCUUCUCCCUGCUGCCAAGUCCUCUUACUGCUGCAGUCUAGUGGCUCUCUGAUGCUUCUGCAUCCACACGACCAGAGAAGGACAACAUGAGCAGGCUGCUCACCGAACAGGCCAAAGCAAUACAAACCAGUUUAUCCCUUUUCUAUGAAAAACAUGCAGUCACUUAAUGUUUGUUACAGUCAGUGUGUUACUUCCUUUUUUGUGUCUGUUUACCCAUUCACUGUCGGUGAUGUGUUUGUGGUAUGUGCUUGUGUACAUUGCGUUAAAGAAAGUAUGUGUGUGUGUGGAUGUACAGGAUAACAAGUGAGAUAUGGGAACUGUGAUGUGGGUCAAGUUUGGAACACUUCAUGGUGAGAUAAAGGUCAACAAGGGUGCUGUUAAUUAUUUUAUAUACUUCAUGAUGGAGAAAUGCAGCUGCAUUAGAGGGAAACUCACUGGUGAAGGUCACCAACACACCAGUUCCUGUAUUGAGUAGAAGAAUCGAGUUACUACCUAUGUGCUUCAAGACUUCAGCAUUUUGAUGGGCAACAAAAGCUUUAAAAAGUGUGUGUAUGUGUUGGUCAAAGAGUGUUUGUGUGAAAAAUGGAUGAGAACAAAGCGACAAUCUUAUUUUUUUUCUAUUGCAAAAUCUAUUUUUGCACUCCGCAUUCAUCCAUCUUUAAAAGCACACAUUUCAUGUAAGGGAAUUUAAUGUCAGCAAGUAUCCAACUCAUUAUUUAGGCUUGUCUACAGUGCCUCUAUUCACUCUUCCUUUUGAACUUCAAAGUUUACAGCUUUGCAACUUGUUCCGUUGAUACAUUGAGGGUAAACUGUGUGACACCAUGUUGUCAACAGUGUGGAGAACUUUUAAAGUGAGCUCAUCCUAAUUUCAACUCAGGAUGGGAACAUGGAGGGAGGUGGUGAGUUGUUUGGUGUAACUUUCUUUGUGUCACCAAGCCUCAUUAAUCAACUCAAUGAUUUCUAGUUGUAGAACAAAACAUGAAGUCCAAGAAGACGCUGGUGUUCCAUCGGCACGCUACCACCAUAUGUUAAAUUAUGUUAAAUUGACUUGUUAGUUUACUUCUAUUUUUUUUUUCCAGGGACGGUUCCCAGUGUUAUUUUUGGCAUUUGUUUAUGUAUGAAUUUAAUUUAAU